Megalopta genalis is the source of this 583-nucleotide messenger RNA. It is a transcript of the gene mRpS21, whose product is annotated as mitochondrial ribosomal protein S21. The record is from RefSeq and is a predicted model, not a curated record. NCBI's taxonomy places the organism in Eukaryota, Metazoa, Arthropoda, Insecta, Hymenoptera, Halictidae. Gene Ontology annotation, cellular component: ribosome. Gene Ontology annotation, molecular function: structural constituent of ribosome. Gene Ontology annotation, biological process: translation.
GAUCUAUGCUCAAUUGCUCAAAAGAAGAGUACUCGUUCGAUAUUGUGACUUGUGUGGUACUGUAAAUAUUGAUUAUAAUUCAUAGAAUUACUUACUCUUUUCUAAUACAAGAUGGCAACAAGACGGCAUGCCCAAUUUAUUGCUAGGACUGUUCUGGUUACAGAUGGCAAUGUUGAUAAAGCUUACCGAUGUCUAAAUCGUAUAUUGACAAGUGAAAAAAUCCUUGAUCAAUAUAGGCAUACUAGAUUUCAUGAAAUACCUUCACAAACAAGGCGGAGAGUAAAUUAUGAGAAAUGUAGGGCUAUCUAUAAUGAGGAUAUGAACAGGAAAAUUAAAUUUAUUUUAAGAACGAACAGAAGAGAUCCAUAUCCUGGAUGUUCUUAAAUCAUAAAUUAUAGAUUUUUAAUUUGUUAAACAUUCAAGUUCAUGUAAUGCUGUUAUUUAAAUAUUUCUGCAUAAAAGUAUUCUGGUGUCAAUAUACAAUUGUGUAUAGUCAUGCACGAAUGUAAAAAAAGAAUAAAAUAAAAUCUGAUUAAUUCUCAUCUCUGAUAUUUGACAAUAAACCAGAACUUACGAAAAUAAA